AUGCUCACCAACGGCGACAGCGACGACUCAAGUUUCUUCAAGCCCGCUUCUUCUUCGACCGAACACACUCGUUUCACACCACAAUCGUUUACUCACUUGACUGUCUGGGCGUACAUCGCCAUUGGAGUCAUCGUCGUGAUCACCUCGUCCGUUCUCUGCUACGCGAUAUACAGCUGCUAUCAACCUCUCCGCGACGGAAACGCCAUUGUUAUUGGGGAAACCGGGUUCGUUUAUCCACCCGAACACCGCGACAAGGAACCCAAAAGACGACCAUGGCUAGCUUUUUUGAGGCGACACCGAAAAGUACAGGAGGACAAAUUAUCGGCGCAGGAAACCGCUGAAGUGCCCCUUGGCAAAGAUGGCCGCACUACUCUCACCCGGCCUGCACCCGCUCAUUUACAAGACGUUCCGCACAUCAGGGUGCACCCUCCUCCUCUGAGCCCACCUCCGAACGCGUUCCGAGAUUCUCAGUCUUCUACUUCUACGGCGGCUAAUUCGACGCUUACUGGUACGACUGCUGCGAGCGAUAUCUGGUCGAACCCAAAGCUUUCUCCUGUUACUGGACCUGUGCUCCUCCUCACUCGCGUACCCACCGAAUGA
This is a messenger RNA of Pleurotus ostreatus (oyster mushroom), 600 nucleotides long. RefSeq lists its product as uncharacterized. The transcript has 2 exons. Bases 1 to 600 code for a protein of 199 amino acids. The record is from RefSeq and is a predicted model, not a curated record. Lineage: Eukaryota; Fungi; Basidiomycota; Agaricomycetes; Agaricales; Pleurotaceae.